Molecule: messenger RNA, 1224 nt
Organism: Rhodamnia argentea
Lineage: Eukaryota; Viridiplantae; Streptophyta; Magnoliopsida; Myrtales; Myrtaceae
Product: ankyrin-1-like
Exons: 10
Coding region: 1-1224 (407 amino acids)
Molecular function (GO): protein binding
Source: RefSeq, a predicted model, not a curated record
AUGGCUUCUCAUGCGUCUACUUCCCCCGGAGUGUCGCCAAAAGUCCUGGAUUUUCUGAGUGCUGUUGGGGCCGGAAAUCUUGGCUUACUCAAGAAGUUGGCUUCGCAACUUGAUGAUGGGAGAGGGAUCGCAAGAACUAUUGCAGAUGUUAAGGAUGACAGGGGACGUGGGGCACUUCAUUUUGCCGCUAUAGGGGGCAAUAUCGAACUGUGCAAGUACUUUUUGGAGGAGUUGAGGCUUGAUGUGAACCUGAAAGAUGUUGAGGGUUUCACUCCUCUUCAUCAUGCUGCUGCAUCGACACAUAUUGAAACAGCAAAGUAUCUAAUAGAUCAAGGUGCCAAUCAUGUUAUACCUAAUAAUAAGGGUCUAACAGUAUUGCAUUACUCUGCUGGGUCAGGCAAAAUUGAAUUGCUGAACUUUCUACUUUCUAAAGGGGUCAACAUUGAUUGUCAAAGCCCUUUAGGCAGCCCUUUAUAUUUUUCUGCUAGCUGUGCUCAGCAAGAUGCUGUAAAAUUUCUCUUACAACAUCGUGCAAACCCAAAUGCAGAAACUGUUGAUCAUUUAACUCCGCUCUUUGCAUCUGUCACUAACAGUUCGCUUGAAUGCUUAAAGCUGUUGAUUCAGUGGGGUGCCAAGGUGAAUGUUACUUUGCCUCAAGGUGCAACACCUCUGCACGUUGCUGCUUUCAAGGGGAACCUCGACAUCAUAAAUUGCUUACUAGAAGCUGGAGCUGAUCCCAACGUCAGAGACGAGGAUGGGAUGACCCCCAUACAACUUGCAGCACGAAGUGGCAAUCGUGCAGCCGUGGAGAUUCUUUUUCCAAAGACUUCAGAAAUCAAAACUAUUCCAUGGAGUGUGGAUGGAAUCAUGGUGUAUGUGCAGGCUGAAUAUGGUGAUAUGGAGGUAAGUGGAGAGGCAAAACAGAAAGCUGCAGAAGCAAAAUCAAGGGGAGAUGAUGCUUUUCGAAGAGAGGACUAUCAAGCAGCUGUAGAUGCUUACACGCAAGCAAUAGACUUUGAUCCAAAUGACGCGACCUUGCUUUACAACCGAAGCCUUUGCUGGAUUCUUUUGGGACAAGCUGAACACGCUCUAGUUGAUGCAGAGGCCUCUAGCAAACUUAGACCAGAUCGGCCCAAAGUUCGCUACAGGGAAGGUGCAGCGUUGCGUAUUCUGCAGGCAUGUGUUCACUUAUUCUCUAGUCCAUUAGGCCAUCAUUGGCGAUAG